GAAAAUGGUGGUCCGCGUUGAAUCUUAAGUGUUCUAAAAAUGUAAACAUGUAAUUGUUACAAUUAAAAGUGUAUGUGUCAAUUAUUAUUAUAAAAUCAGUUUAACUUUGGUCAUAGGAUAUAUAUUGACGGUAUCAUGGAGUUAUCACAUAGUCUGACUUUGAAUGAAGAAGCUUUAGCCCAAAUCCCUGAGGCCAAAAGACCUGUCUUUAUCUUCGAAUGGCUUCGCUUCCUUGACAAAGUUCUUGUAGCUGCUCAAAAAAAUGAUAUUAAAGGAUGUCAGAAACAAUUAAUUCAACAACUUCUAAGCCAUUUUCAAGAAUCUCCAGGACCACCGACUAGAAAAUUAAUAGCAAGGAAUCUUGCUACAUUAUUUUCUGUCGGUGACACGGUAUUGUUAUUUGACCCGGUGGAUAAGUGUGAUGAUAUAUUGAAAAACAAAGACGACUCUCCAAGUUUUUUGCCUAAACGAUUGGCAGCCAUAUGCUGUGUGGGUACCAUGUACGAAAAAUUAGGCAGGAUGAUGGGAAGAUCAUAUGAGAACACUGUACAUAUCUUAAUUAGGUCGCUGAGAAGUGCUGAAUCCCAAACGCGAAUUGAAAUAAUGUUGACAUUAGAAAAGGUUUGUGCUGGUAUGGGUACGGCCAUAGCAAAUGUGCAUAAAGACAUUUACAAAGCAGCUCGUAAUUGUCUGAUAGAUAGAGUAAUGGCAGUGAGAUGUGCUGCUUCACGAUGCUUAUUAGAAAUGUUAAAUCACGCACCCUUUCUUUACACCACUGAAUUGGAAAGUUUAGCUACUCUCUGCUUCAGAGCUUUUGAUGGAUCUAACUAUGAAGUGAGAUGUUCUGUUGCAAAACUUUUAGGUGCAUUAAUAGCUAUGACACAACAACAACAACAACAGACCAAUUUGAACAAACAUUCUCAACUUAAGGGUGUUAAACUAGUGUCCUUAGAUGAAGCCCUAAGUAUUUUGAUGUCGGGAUUUUUAAGAGGGGGUGUUGGAUUUCUUAAAGGAACUGGUGAAAUUAUCAAGGGCAGUUCAGGAGUAAAUAGAGAAGUUAGAGUGGGUGUAACACAUGGAUAUGUAACGUUUGUUCAAAUUCUUGGAAGUGUGUGGUUGGAGAGGAACAUGAAAACCUUCCUUUCUCACAUUCUCUACUUAGUUGCUAACCCCAAAGCUGCAUCAUCACAUGUAGAUGCAGUAUAUUCACGAAAAUGUAUAAACUUUAUUUUAAGAAGCGUUUUGGGUAAAAUGUUGGGUGAGAAAGCACAAACUUCAGCCUGCAAAGAAAUUGCUCAAAUCAUUGUACGUGAAAUGAAUUCUAUAGAUUUUAACCCUGAAAAUGCAAAAGACUUUAAUCAAGAGACAUUGUUUAGUCAGCAUUUAUUAGUAUGUGCUUUACAAGAAGUUGGGAGUUUAGUGUUAAGUUUGGGCACCACAGCUCAUGAUUUAAUUACAGAUCACACACUAAAUUUAAUUGAUGUUACAUUGAGUGUUUUGACACAUCCUUGUCAAGCAGCACGUUUAGCAGCCGCUUGGUGUUUAAGAUGUAUAUGUGUUGCUGUACCAAGUCAAGUAUCCCCACUCAUUGAUCGUUGUGUAAAUGGAAUAGAACAGUAUCGCACAUCUCCCGAAGCUAUAUCUGGUUACAGUGCUGCAUUAGCUGCCGUAUUAGGAGGUGUGAAACUCUCUCCUUUAGGUGUUCCUCAUAUGAAGGGUAAAAUUAUUUUCAACACUGCUGAAGAAUUACUUAGAAGUGCCAGUCAAAAUAGUCGACUGUCGUUAAACAGGACGCAUGCUGGUUGGCUGCUGAUAGGAGCCAUAAUGACACUGGGUAUCCCCGUGGUUCGCGGUUUAUUACCGAGAAUGUUGCUGUUAUGGAGAAAUUCCUUCCCUAGGUCGCCUAAGGAGUUAGAAUCGGAAAAGGCCCGUGGUGAUGUGUUCACAUGGCAAGUUACUUUAGAGGGCCGCGCAGGAGCUCUAUCAGCAAUGCAUAGUUUUCUACAUAACUGCCCGGAGUUGAUUAAUGAAGACACUAAUAGAAGAUUACUUGCACCUAUUGAAAAUGCUUUAAUUAUGUUAACAAACAUACAAGGAAUUCUGAAGCAAAAUGGACAACAGCUGAAAGCGUCAGCAGCCAUGGUCAGAUUAAGACUGUGUGAAACUUUGCUUCUUCUUCAACCACAAAGCUAUGAAAAUUCAUAUACUCAUCUUUUGAGGAUGUUGGUGGCAGAAUUCACUUUGACGGAAAAUCCUGCAAACACAACUACUUCUCAACUAAGAACAGUAUGCCAUGCCGAUGAUUCGGUAAUUUUAGGAACGUGGCUGCAAGAGACUGAUCACAGAACAAUCGAAGAUCAGAUGGAACCUAAUCGCAGGGCAGAUGGUGAACAUUUGCAACCAAACAGUGCUGCAGGAUCUGGGGCAUUGGAACAUGAUCCUUGUUGUUUAUACCGUCCCAUUCCCCAGGGAGAAAUCAUUCCCGGUCCACUUCCUCUUGGUGUGGCAGUUAUAGACAUGUCAGUAUUAUUAUUUGGUCAAAUAUUUCCGAGGGUAACCAAUAAACACAGAGUGCAAAUGAUUGACCACUUUUCCGAGUGCAUUAAACACGCCAAAAGUACCAGACAAGAGGCAGUACAAAUGAAUGUGUUCACUGCACUUCUUAGUGGACUUAAAGUAUUGAACGAAGUUAAAUUGAGUUUGGGCCAAGAAGAAAUUAAGAAAUCUAUAGUAAAUUUAAUAAUCGGCGCACUCACAUCUUCCAAUCCAAUAUUACGAUGUGCAGCUGGAGAAGCAGUGGGUAGGAUGGCACAGGUAGUGGCCGAUCCUAAGUUCACCGCGGAAUUGGCACAAACUAGUUUUGAUAGAUUGAAAUCGGCAAGAGAUGUGGCAAGUAGGACUGGACAUUCACUAGCCCUUGGUUGUUUACAUCGAUACGUCGGUGGUAUGGGAUCCAGUCAACAUUUGAACACCAGCGUGUCAAUAUUACUCGCACUCGCGCAGGAUCAAACUUCUCCUAUAGUACAAGUUUGGUCUUUGCAUGCGUUGGCUCUAAUUGCAGACUCUGGUGGACCUAUGUUUAGGGGUUAUGUGGAACCAACUUUAUCUUUAGCCUUGAAACUGCUUCUAAACGUUCCACAGUCUCACAUAGACGUGCAUCAGUGUAUAGGGAAAGUUUUGUCGGCUUUGAUCACCACCAUUGGCCCAGAAUUACAGGGCAAUACUUCUAGUAUAUGUACUGCCAGGUCGUCUUUCUUGUGCGCGUGCGCAAUAAUGCAAGAUCAUCAGGAUCCGCUGGUUCAGGCGGAAGCGACUGGGUGUUUGCAACAACUGCACCUCUUCGCCCCUAGACACGUAAACUUAUCUUCUUUGGUGCCAACACUAUGUAGGACUCUUUCAAGUAAUCAUCUUUUAUUAAGAAAAGCAGCCAUAUCUUGUUUACGACAACUGGCGCAACGGGAAGCUAAGGAAGUGUGCGAACACGCGAUGACAUUGGCAAGUGAAAGUAGAGAUCAUAACACUGUUGAAGGACUUCUUAUAACAGAAACGGGUCUUCCUGGUGUUUUCUUUAGCAUGUUAGAUACCGAAACAGAUGCGGGAUUGAUCAAAGACAUUCAUGAUACAAUAAUAAGCAUGUUACAAGUACUCGCGGCCGAUAAUUUAUCUCAAUGGUUGGGAUUAUGUAAGGAUGUAUUGACUGUUGCUACAGAAUCAAAUACAGACGACCAAAAUAUGGCCACGAAUGAAGGUGAUGAUAACGAUGGUGAAGCUGAUGAUGAUCAGGAAGAAUUUCAUGCUGACCAGAAUGAUUCGUCACAUCCUGCGGUCCAACCAAGAUGGCCUACAAGAGUUUUUGCCGCCGAGUGUGUACGGAAAAUAAUUGCUGCUUGUGAAACGAAUAACAAAUCUGCACAUUUCGAUCUAAUACAUGCAAAAGAAUCGCAACAAAAUAAUCGUGGUAAAAACGAUUUCCUAGUCCUUCAUCUGGCUGACUUGAUAAGAAUGGCAUUUAUUGCGGCAACCAGUGAUUCAGAUCCUCUUCGUUUGGAAGGAUUAAAAACACUCCAAGAGAUAAUAGAAAAAUUUGCUAAAAUACCAGAGCCCGAAUUUCCAGGACAUCUACUUUUGGAACAAUAUCAAGCACAAGUGGGAGCAGCCUUAAGACCGGCGUUUUCACCCGAUACUUCGUCGCUUGUAACUGCGGCUGCUUGUCAGGUUUGCUCAACAUGGAUAGGAUCCAAUGUUGCCAGGGAUCUAAACGACUUACGCAGGGUGCAUCAGUUACUUGUAUCCUCCCUCACAAAAUUACAAAAUAAAACAAGUGUAACUCAUUUGUACAACGAAAGUUUGUUUACCUUGGAAAAACUGGCAAUACUCAAAGCUUGGGCGGAAGUUUAUAUUGUUGCAAUGAAAGGUAACGAUUCAUCUUCCAUAAACAACGUGGGACAAAAUCCGCAAAUAAUUCCGGCAAAUGAUGAGUUUACAGACUUUGAAUUCAGAGGCGAAAGUUUACUAACACUUGUACAGCCUGAAUUAGUUAGUUUGUCACAACAUUGGCUGGCAGCGUUAAAGGAUCACGCACUGUUGUCACUUCCUAACGAGUUUUCCAGUCAACUUCCACAUGAUGGAGGAGCUUUUUAUACAAACGAAACUAUGGAAUCAUCUAGACCUCAUUAUGUAUCAUCCUGGGCUCCAAUUUUACAUGCUGCUGCGUUGUGGUUAAAUUCGGAAUGUUUUAAGAAAAGCACUUCAGAUAAUGCAAUAAGUAAUAUCGACAAUGCCUUAAAUAAUAAUCCUGCUAUGGAAAAUUCUGCUGAUAAAUUUCACUUAUUAUUUGGUAUAUGUAUGGAGGCACUAUGUUCCACAAAAUCUACAGAAUCAAUUGAAAGCAUCAUAACAUGCUUACAAGCAGUUUAUACAUUGUUGGAUACUUCAUUUACAAGACAGUUGCUAAUAGCAGAUGGAUGCCUGAGCAUAGAACUAUGUAAUGUGUUGCACAGAUUGAUUUUAACAAAAGACAGCCACGCAGCACAGUUAAUGUGUAUGGAAGUGUUGAACCAAGUUAUUAAAGCUGCAAGAGAACAAUUAGAAGAAAAGAUACAGAUGAAAAUGAAGGAAAAUAGCACUAGUUUAGAAGUCGAAUUAUUAGGUGAAGGUGGAGAACAGGGAAAAUUAGUCCCUGGAAAGUCAUUAGUUUUUUCUCUACUCGAAGUUUGCCUUUGUUUAUUGAUAAGGCAAAUUCCGUCUCUCAGCCCAACUCCAAACUCAACAAUAGUAAAUUCUCUAAGAAUUAUGCAGAACAAUGAACAGUCGAGUGAACUUAUAGCUUCAGCUAUAGGAAAAAUGCAAAAUCUUCAUAAACUUUGCUCUCCUCAAGGAGCUUUGUCAAUUUUACCCACUAUUUUGUAUUUAACUACAGGGGUUAUUAAAGAAGUUGCCACAAAGAAUAUUAGUGACGACACCGUAUUAGCUAGCAACCCUUCAGUGCAAGCUGCACUGCAGUGUCUCAAAAUUUUAGCUACUGAUCCUUAUGCAAAAUAUGAAGGGAGUGUGGAGUAUUGGCAGAAACUUUUGCAAAGUACCUUGGCCAAAAUUUUAGAUCUUGCAAAAACUAGUGAUGAAAAUAAGCUGGAUGAAGUCACAAUGAUGUUGGCUAUAGCUGUUUUUGUUCUGCACGCGCCUUCUAAAGUUGUGACUGCACCAAAUCUCCAAUAUCCAUGUAUAAAUCAUUUCAGACAAUGUCUUCAAAGUCCGAAUACAACGGUUAAAUUAAAAUGUGUUAAAAUGCUUAAAUCUCUGUUCUCACACCCCGACAGGGCAGUGGCAACUCCAUAUAUUCAUACAUUAGCUCCACAAUUAGUUGAAUUUCUCUAUUCCGAUUCUGCAAGGAAAAUAAAUUCUGAUGGUGAAUUAUCAGUUACAUUAGAAGCUAUUGUAACAAUAGAAUCGUUAGUAGGAUUAGCUGAACCCCAAAAUCGAUUGCAAAUGUUAUCAUUGUUGGUCCCAAUUCUGGUCAAUUAUUUAUUGAUAGAUCAAGCACUUAGAUCAGCCAACAAAUAUGCUGUUCAGCUACAUGAGAUUAGUUUGCAAACGUUAAUGAAGAUAGGUCCAAAAUAUCCACAGGAAUUUAAAAAACUAAUGAGUACUGCGACUGAUUUAAGGACAAAAUUAGAAAAUGCUAUCAGAUUUAAUCAACAGUCUAACAUAAAAAUUAAAAAUGAAGUUAAUAUAAAUCAGUCAAUAUCAAGUCAUGCUCCAUCUAUAAAAUUAAAAACAGAUUUUAGUAACUUCUCCUAAUUCUUUUUAUUAAAAUCUUUUGUUUUUAUUUUAUUUUAGUGGAUGCUAUAACAUUUUUGUACCUAUUUGUAAAUUAAUUAAUUUAAUUGUAUACAUUUUUAACGAGUAUUGAAUUCUUUCUAGAUGUAAGAUUUUUUUCAACUCUUAAUGACUGAGAUAUAAAAUAACAUUUCCUUUAUAAUUCUAUUGUAUAUGCUAAAUAUAUAUAUAUAUAUA
Messenger RNA from Aethina tumida (small hive beetle), 6513 nucleotides. Its product is annotated as HEAT repeat-containing protein 5B. Gene Ontology annotation, cellular component: Golgi apparatus; endocytic vesicle; membrane. The coding region runs from base 136 to 6297 and encodes 2053 amino acids. The record is from RefSeq and is a predicted model, not a curated record. Lineage: Eukaryota; Metazoa; Arthropoda; Insecta; Coleoptera; Nitidulidae. The transcript has 21 exons. Gene Ontology annotation, biological process: retrograde transport, endosome to Golgi; endocytosis; intracellular protein localization.